Molecule: messenger RNA, 1278 nt
Organism: Penicillium verrucosum
Lineage: Eukaryota; Fungi; Ascomycota; Eurotiomycetes; Eurotiales; Aspergillaceae
Gene: rmt2
Product: protein-arginine N5-methyltransferase
Exons: 1
Coding region: 1-1278 (425 amino acids)
Biological process (GO): peptidyl-arginine methylation
Cellular component (GO): nucleus; cytoplasm
Molecular function (GO): protein arginine N5-methyltransferase activity
Source: RefSeq, a predicted model, not a curated record
AUGCCCGAAGUCAUCGAUGAUACCGCAGUGCACCUCACCGAGGUCGAUAUCGACCUUGACGUGCAAGAGAUCCUCCUUGCCGCAUCACAGCAUGACCAGUCCAAGCUGCGCCAGCUCCUCCGCACCCAAUCCAUGCUGCCAGACGCCGCAAACGUGAAAGAUACAGAGACCGGCUUCUCACCUCUGCACGCUGCAAUUGCCGCCUGCGAGCCCGACACAGAGAUCGUCGGCACCAAUGGCGCAGCUACCUCAAACUCGAAACCCAGUGUGGACACCGAGACCGUGAAAUCAGCAGUGGAGACGGUCAAGUUCCUCCUGCAGGAAGGCGCUAUCUGGAACGACCUCGACGCAAACAACGAGACACCCGGCUGUAUUGCGCGUCGCAUCGGCGCUCUCGAGCUAUACGAGUUAAUCGUCGACGCAGGUGUCCGCGCAGAGUUACUGCUGAACCGCCUUGACGCAUAUGAAGAGCUAUCCGAUGACGACGACGAAGAGGAGGAAGCUGAGGCUGAGGCUGAGGCUGAGACUGAGGCUGAGGCUGAGACAGCACCCGAACUCGUCGAUGCCUCCGCCGAGCCCGCGACAGAAACCACAACCACAGCCACCACAGCCAACCCCGAAGUGUCCAACUCGCAGUAUCUGGAGUCGCGUCUGAACAUCUCGAACGACCGGAUUCUGGACGCAGACCAGAACGGCGUGAUGAUGGCCUGGGAAAGCGAUAUCAUGCGCAAGUCCGCGAAAGCACUGCUCCCGACACCCGGACUGAGAGUUCUGAACAUCGGUCACGGGAUGGGAAUUGUGGAUGGAUUCUUCCAGGAACAGGGACCUGCUGUGCACCACAUCGUCGAGGCGCACGAGGAGGUUGUUACGGAGAUGAAGCGACGCGGGUGGGAUACCAAGCCCGGUGUUGUUAUCCACCAGGGUCGCUGGCAGGAUAUUCUUCCUGGCCUUGUUGCGGCUGGGGAGUCGUUCGAUGCUAUCUACUACGAUACGUUUGCGGAGUCUUAUGGUGAUUUCCGGGACUUCUUCUCUGAACUGGUUAUUGGGUUGUUGGAGCAGGAGGGUCGGUGGGGAUUCUUUAAUGGUAUGGGUGCUGAUCGUCAGAUCUCAUAUGAUGUCUACCAGAAGGUUGCGGAGAUGGACCUAUUCGAGGCUGGAUUUGAUGUUCAGUGGGAGGAUAUUGCUGUGCCCAAGUUGGAUGGUGAAUGGGAGGGUGUGCGUCGGGCUUACUGGGUUGUUGAUGAUUACAGAUUGCCCCUGUGCAAGUUCAUGGAUUAA